GUGUUUGCAAUUGUAGAGAGAGAAAGAGUGAGGAAGAGAGAGAGUUGUGGGCGGUGGGUUUUGUGGCUCUCUCAUUUGGGGGGGGUCACUGUCACGGAAGAACCAAAAAGCAGCAUAAGAAGUUGAGAUUUCUUGCCCUCCUUUCAUCUUUGCCUUUGGCCGCCCACCCCUGAUUUUUUUUCUUAGGCGUCUACUAUCUCUUUCGAUUUUCUUGUGCCAUCUCUGUUUAAUGUGGUUCGAUUCGUUUCUGGAAAAAACUUUCUGCAACGAAUUCGUUAAUUUCUUGACCAACUCUGAACUGGGUCUGCUUCAUUUUUAGAAUUUACUGCUUAUAAUCAACAAUUAGGUUCUGGGUUAUGGUUAUACUGUAGGGUAUUUUUAAGUUUUGAAUGUGCUUCCGGUAUUGGAUAAUUGAUUGGGUUACUGGCUCUGUGUAUUAGUUCGGAUUGCUGUUAUAUACUCCUGAGGCAUGGCUGGAAUCCAUGUGUCCAAGUAUGAUCAUAGCCCUGUGCACAAGGCCAUAGUCACGAGGGAUUAUGCCGGUCUCAGGAGGAUUCUAUCUGAUCUCCCGCGGCUUUGUAAGCCUGCAGAGAUUCGAUCUGAAUUAGUUUCAUUAGCUGAGGAAGAGAAGGCUGAUGCCAUUGCUGCCGUCAUUGAUCGGCGAGAUGUCCCAAACCGUGAGACCCCUCUUCACUUGGCUGUAAAACUUGGUGACCAGACAGCGGUCGAAAUGCUUAUGGUUGCCGGGGCAGAUGUGAACUUGGUAAAUAAAGAUGGAUGGAGUGCACUCCAGGAAGCAAUUUGCAAUAGAGAAGAAGCAAUUGCCAUGAUCAUAGUUAGGCACUCCCGGGCACUGUCUUGGGCAAAAUGGUGCAGAAGGUUACCUCGUUUAGUUGGAACAAUGCGGAGGAUGAGGGAUUUCUACAUGGAAAUUACAUUCCACUUUGAGAGUUCUGUUGUACCUUUCAUUUCGAGGAUUGCCCCAUCAGAUACUUACAAGAUCUGGAAAAAGGGUGCAAAUUUGAGAGCAGAUAUGUCGUUGGCUGGUUAUGAAGGUUUGCAAAUUAAGCGUCAUGAUAAGAGUGUUCUUUUCCUGGGCGAUGGGUCUGAGGAUGGUAAGGUGCCUCCCGGGUCACUUUGCAUGGCCUCACACAAGGAUAAGGAAGUGGUGAAUGCUUUGGCCGGUUUUAGUUCUCAACCAACUGAAGAAAAGGUUCGGCAAAAGGUGGUUGCAAUGUCUCGGACUGUGAUGUCCAGGGGUAGGAUUGAUGUGACUCAGGCAGUACUUUUUCCUCAAAUGACCUGGAAGCGGCAGAAGAAAACAGAAAUGGUUGGCGCGUGGAAGGCUGUGGCAUACGACAUGCGUAAUGUGGUUGUGAGUAUGAAAUCUAGAAGGGUUCUCGGGGCUAUGACAGAUGACAAGCUCGUCUCAUCCUGCAAUGAAAAUGAAACAGAGAGCGAGGAGUUUAAGGAUAUUCUGACAGAGGAUGAGAUGAGGCAACUUGAAAAUGCACUUUCGUCAGAAUUAUCAAACGAAAAUGGUGAUGGGAGUAUUGAAGGUGGUUGUUAUGAGCACAGGGAGAUUCCUAUUGAAGAUGUUAGUAGUGAUAGAAAUGGAGAGAAUAAGCAGGAAAAGAAAGGAUGGUUUGGUGGACGGAGGAAGGGGGGUGAUCACCGGAGAGGAAGGGAUAUGAAAGCAUCUUCUUCCGCAAGUCCCGAUAAUGAGAAUCGUCGCAAGGAUGCUAGCAAGGAGAACGAGUGUAAGAAAGGAUUAAGGCCAGUACUGUGGCUUUCCCCAAGCUUUCCAUUACAAACAGAGGAACUGUUACCGUUACUUGAUAUUUUAUCAAACAAGAUCAAGGCAAUUCGUCGUUUGAGGGAGCUGCUUACAACCAAACUUCCGAGGGGUACAUUUCCAGUCAAGGUUGCUAUCCCAGUGGUUCCUACUGUCAGACUAAUUGUCACCUUCGUAAAACUUGAAGAAUUGCCUUCAACGGAUGAGUUUGCAACACCGCCAUCAAGCCCCACUGGCAGGGAGAGCCCAGGUUCGACAAGAGCUCCUUGCCAGCGCCCUAUUCAAGACCCGUUUGCCAUUCCGUCAGAAUAUAGAUGGGUUACCAAAUUAAAGAAAGGGAAGAGUCAGAGUCACCAAAAAUGAGGUCAGUGAGGGCGGAGACAGAGAUCUAAUGUAAGGAGGAUUGAUUUAGCUCACCAAAAGGAACUCGGCAGAUACCAAAAUAGAGAGAAUAGUAUUUCAUUACUGUAAGGAGAAAAAAAACACUCCAUGUUAGGCAAGGCCAUUGCUGUGGUCGUCGUCGUCCUUUCUAAUAGGAGAAUUAUAUGGAUCAAUUGUCUAUAUAAAUAGUGGCCAUUGUUCU
This is a messenger RNA of Pyrus x bretschneideri (Chinese white pear), 2378 nucleotides long. RefSeq names its product ankyrin repeat domain-containing protein 13B. Bases 470 to 2158 code for a protein of 562 amino acids. Gene Ontology annotation, cellular component: cytoplasm. Gene Ontology annotation, molecular function: protein binding. NCBI's taxonomy places the organism in Eukaryota, Viridiplantae, Streptophyta, Magnoliopsida, Rosales, Rosaceae. The transcript has 2 exons. The record is from RefSeq and is a predicted model, not a curated record.